AUGAGGACCGUGUUCCUGUUUUCUUCACUCCCUCUCCUUCUUCUGAGUGUGAUAACAGCAUCUUGUUCAGAGAAAGAAGCCUGUGAAGUCCCGAAGACCUGCCAUGUGGUUGCCUGUGGCUCCCCAGGCCUUAACGGCUUACCGGGCACCAAGGGAGAAAAGGGAGAACCAGGCGAAGCACUCAGAGGCUUGCAGGGUCCCCCUGGAAAAGUGGGACCUCAAGGAAUUCCAGGGCCUCCUGGGAAGCAAGGAGAAAAGGGUCUAAAAGGAGAUCCUGGAGAGAGCUCAGGUAAUAUCUUGGCUGCUCUGCAAUUGGAACUGAAUCGUAUCAAUAAGUGGCUGACUUUUUCUCUGGGCAAAAAGGUUGGAAAAAAGAUCUUCUUGAGUAAUGGUGAAAAGCUGCCCUUUGACAGAGUAAGGACUCUGUGUGCCCAUUACCAGGCUUCUGUGGCCACCCCCAUGAGUGCUGAGGAGAACAGUGCCAUCCUGCAAGUGGCCAAAGAAGAGGCCUUCCUAGGCAUCACUGAUGAAGUCACCGAAGGCCAGUUUCUGGAUCUGACAGGAAGGCGUGUGACUUACACAAAUUGGAAUGACGGUGAACCCAAUGACGCAAACUCUGAAGACUGUGUAGUGUUGCUGAGGGACGGCAAGUGGAACGAUGCCUCCUGUUCUUCCUCCUUUAAAGUUGUCUGCGAGUUUCCCGCCUGA
Elephantulus edwardii (Cape elephant shrew) is the source of this 708-nucleotide messenger RNA. RefSeq names its product mannose-binding protein C-like. The coding region runs from base 1 to 708 and encodes 235 amino acids. Gene Ontology annotation, biological process: positive regulation of phagocytosis; surfactant homeostasis. Gene Ontology annotation, cellular component: multivesicular body; rough endoplasmic reticulum. NCBI's taxonomy places the organism in Eukaryota, Metazoa, Chordata, Mammalia, Macroscelidea, Macroscelididae. The record is from RefSeq and is a predicted model, not a curated record. The transcript is spliced from 4 exons.